Molecule: messenger RNA, 2911 nt
Organism: [Torrubiella] hemipterigena
Lineage: Eukaryota; Fungi; Ascomycota; Sordariomycetes; Hypocreales; Clavicipitaceae
Source: the annotation of a GenBank genome assembly
CUCCGCUCCAUCUUUCAUAGACGCCCUGCGCACCACAAGGAUGAUGUAUUAGUUUUUGUUUUUGUUUUCUUCAGCAACAAUUCAUAGGGAGUCGUUUCGAUUUUAUACUUCACACAAUGUCGGCAUCCUUUCGCCCGCCGUUUGAUCCUUCACGGUUAACAAAGGCGACUGCAGCCGACUACUCAUCUUCGGAUUCAGACUCGGAGGACGAGAGACCGCUGCCAGGUCAAGAUAUUGACGAUGGCGAGUUUGGUGAUUACAAUCCGCGAAAGAAGCGGCGCGUUGGGGGUAAUAGUAAAGAAAAAGCAGCCCUUGGCAUCUUUGGAUCGGACAGCGAGGACGACAAACCCGGAUCGCGGUGGAAGCGCAAACCACUGCGCAGCAAGGCUAUGAACUUUGUAUCUACUACUACUGAGAAAAAGAAUAGCGACGAAGACGACGAUUCAGAAUCCGACAAUGUUCGACCGACUCUCCGAAAUGGAGCCGCCAAGGACAGCGACGCGGAUAUGGAUGAUGACGAUGACGAGGAUGGUCGUGCUGGCAUUGGCCUAGGAUUUGGAGGUAUGGCAAACAGUAUCGGUAGCUUUGUGCCGCCAUCGUUUUCGACCGAAUCGAAGCCGGCGAGCAAAAUAAGGACUUCUUUUAAAGGAGGCGGUGUUUUGGGAGUCGGCUUUGUACCAUCUUCCGCCGCCGCGCCAGUUCUGAAUACACCUGACGAUGAGCCUGCCCCGCCACCACGCAGUAAACCACAAAAAAGUGCCUUUAGCACUAGUGGAAAGAUUAAUGCAAGCUCAUUUGGUGCCCGAAUGAUGGCCAAAAUGGGCUAUGUGGAGGGCAAGGGUCUCGGUAAGGAAGGCCAGGGACGAAGCAUUGUUAUCGAGGCCAACCUCCGACCCCAGGGAGCCGGUUUAGGUGCUGUUAAAGAAAAGUCUGAACAGGAGAGGCAAGAAGAAAAAAGACAGGCCGCAGCGCGAGGCGAGACGAUAUCAGACUCUGAAGAAGAAAAGAGGAAGAAGAAGGCCAAGGCGAAACAGAAGCGACUUGGCAAUGCGUAUAGUAGCAGUGGCACCAGUACACCGAGAGGGCAAAAGCCCAAGUAUGUGACUGCAGAGGAACUCAAAGCUACUGCUCCCGGCCUGCACAUACCCGAAGCGUUUGCGCCUAUUUUGGAUAUGACUGGCCCCGGCGGCAAGAUGUUGACAUCUGCUACUGGUAUUAUGACCCCUACAACAGCAGCCGAGCCAGAGUCGGCAGAGCUUAUCGAAACCCGAAAGUUGGUAAAGCGUGCACAGGCUGACUUGGUAGCCUUCUCAGAAGAAUGGCGCAGCCUGGAAGAACGCAAAACUUGGCUUAGCUUGGAGCUGAAGGAGAAACAACAGGAAGUGGAUGAGAUGCAGGCCGACUUUGAUAAGCUGCAAGUCUUUUCAUCACUAGUCUCCGAUGAGCUCCUAGCAGCAGCAUCGUGGGAACAAGCUACAACCGCCCUACAAAAGGUGUCAGAUAUGGGCGCUGUUACGCCCGAGAUAUCAGACAUUGUCGUCGCUGCGAUUCACCCGUUUUUCAAGAACUGGGAUCCAAUUGCCGAACCUGGCCGCUUCACCACAGAGCUCAAAGCCAUAUCACCACUUCUCAUGGCGCAAGAUGUGCCUAGUGGCCGCGUUGACAAGUGGAACGCUAUGGCCACAGACAAUGACGGCGUAUAUCGACGACACCACAAAGCGACUACAACCUACGAAACCAUGAUGUACCAAAGCUGGCUACCACAAGUUCUGGCAGCGUCACGCACUUGGGAUGCCUUUGAUGCCGCGCCGAUGCUGAGUAUUUUCGAGCACUGGAGCGACUUGCUCCCUCCGUUUGUGCGUGCACAAUUUCUAGAGAACAUUAUCCGCAAACUGGACGAUAUGCUGUCGAGCUGGAACCCGCGCAUGAGGAAGUCAAACGAGCACAUGCCACAUACGUGGCUAUUCCCGUGGCUUCCACACCUACCAGCGCACCACCUUGAUCCCAAAGGCACUGGUAUGCUGGCAGAUGUCAAGCGCAAAUUCCGCCAUGUGGUGGAUUCAUGGGACUACUCUCGAGGUCUUAUUCCCGGACUUACACAGUGGAAAGAGCUUCUGGGAGAUCAAUGGCGGCCGCUCAUCAUGUCCCACGUCCUACCGUCCAUGGGCAAAUACGUGGCUCGCAACUUCAAAGUUGACCCAGCAGACCAAGAACCAUAUCUCCCUGCAUUGACAGGCGUGCUGAAAUGGCAAGGCCUCUUGGGGGAAGCUGUUGUUGGUGAGGUCCUGGCGCAGCAUCUGAUGCCAAUGUGGAGCGCAAAGCUUCGCGAGUGGCUUGCGCUUGGUGAAGUUAAUCUCAGCGAGGUUGCCGACUGGUAUACCUGGUGGCGCGGUGUUGUUUUGAAGGAUUUGAUAGCAGGCUCGCCCCCAGACAGCGCCAUAGCCGUUGAGCUGGACCGGGGCCUCGUGGUGAUGAAUAUGAUAUAGUGGGCUGUAAGAGAAGCAGCUUGUACAUACUACAUGAUAAAUACAACAACUUGUACAAUACAAAUACCAAAACAAAACGGCUACUUUAGACCCUGUGCCAAUAUUCGAUAGUCUGGUUCCUUCAGCGCAGGGUUUCCCAUGUUAUUACAGUCUAUUUACAGCGGGUGUUAGCGUAAGCGCGUGCUUGCUUUUGGCUGCCGAUCCGGCAUAAAAGGGGUAAACUGGUUGUAGGGGUCAAAGGACCAGGGGUUCUUUAUAGUGUAAAAUACAUUAACGUUGGACAAGAUGUGCAGCAGCUAUGAAAAAGAAAACGGUACAAAGAGAUAAAAAAAAAAGACAUAUGUGAAACUACCAGUAUUGUAGGAAACAUAGCCCAAGUAGUAGUUCCCAAACGACAGCGUUGCAGCGCAUGCCGCUAAACUUAC